UCGAAUUCUUUAGUCCUCGUCAAACGUCAAUCGUCACCUCCAAUGUCGCCGUUGGUGCCACGCACGUCAACGCCGGCUCUCUCACUCUGUUGUUGCCGAGAAAGCUAUCCCCUUCGUUUCCCACGGAAACCCCCUGGACUUAAACCUUCGUUCUCUCAUGGAAGAUUAUUGGAUUCGAUACAAAACAAUCUUUUGAUUCUUGAAGCUUAAUCUUUGUUCUGAAGCUUUUAGUAAUGGCGAGUGGAGCAGAGCAAGAGAAGACAUGGGAUGAGGCGCUGCGUAAAAUGCUCCCUCCUGGUUCUUCCUUGCCUGAGGAAGAACACUUUGACUACUCCAUCGCUGUUGAGUACCAAGGUCCUCCCGUAUCUUACCAUCUUCCCAAAGCUGAACCUCUCGAUAAUGUUGCUUCUCGUUCUUCGGUCCCCAGUAUUGCUGUUCCAGUAGCUUCCAAGUUUUCUAGGUUUAGUAAAUUCCCUAAUGGAGGCUUGAGAAUGGAAAUUGAAUCGAAGGGAGAGGAGCCAGAAGAGGCAUCGAUUCGAGAUCCUAGCUCAGUCUCUCCUACUCCUUUCGGUGGUUCGCCGCGGAAGCCGAAUCGAGCAGCGGUUGUGGCUUUCAAUAAUGAAGAAGAGUGGGAUAAGGAUGAUGAGGAUGAGGAUGCGGAGUUGUCUUCUUCUAGGUUUCGCGUUGCAGAUCAGGGGAAGUCAUUAUCCCCUGUUGUGGUUAGGGAUCGGGUAAAGGAAAGGAAAAAAGGAGUUUGUAGCAGAUGUGAGAAAGGGAGUUGGUUGAACGAGAGGGAGGCUUGUUUGGUAUGUGAUGCAAAGUAUUGUAGUCAUUGCAUGCUUAAGGCUAUGGGUUCCAUGCCUGAAGGUCGAAAGUGUUUGGACUGCAUUGGGCAACCUAUAGAUGAAUCGAAGAGGUCGAGUCUGGGGAAGUGUUCGAGGAUGUUGAGCAGAGUCUCUAAUCCUUUAGAGGUUAAGCAGAUUAUGAAAUUGGAGAAGGAAUGUUCGGCAAACCAGAUUCGACCAGAGCAAAUAAUUGUCAAUGGAAAGGCACUUGGGCAAGAAGAAUUGGCUGAGAUUUUGGGUUGCCCUCUCCCUCCCUUGAAGCUGAAACCAGGGAAAUACUGGUACGACAAGGACUCUGGGCUUUGGGGAAAGGAAGGAGAGAAGCCUGAUAGAAUCAUAAGUUCGAAACUGAAUGUUGGUGGAAAGUUGAGCUUGAAUGCGAGUAAUGGGAACACAAAAGUUUACGCAAAUGGCCGUGAAAUCACAAAGAUAGAGCUCAGGGUGCUUAAGUUGGCUAAGGUCCAGUGCCCCCGGAAUACUCGUUUUUGGGUGUAUGAUGAUGGAUCUUACGAGGAAGAAGGUCAGAAUAACAUAAAAGGAAAUAUAUGGGGAAAGGCAUCGAUUCGUUUCUUAUGUUCACUAUUCUCAUUGCCUGUACCACCGGUAAACACUAAUGGGCUAAAAGAAGAUACGGAUACCUCUUCUAGUAGGCUCGUGCCCAAGUAUUUGGAGCAGGAAAGAGUCCAGAAACUUCUGUUGCUUGGGUUGGAUGGGUCUGGAACCAGCACUAUCUUCAAGCAGGCCAAAUUUUUAUAUGGGGACAAGUUUUCUGUGGAAGAACUGCAGGAUUUCAAGCUUAUGAUUCAAAUCAACAUGUAUAAAUAUUUAAGUGUACUACUUGAAGGCCGAGAGCAUUUUGAAGAGAAGUCUUUGAUGAUGAAAAGAGAUGCUGCCUCUUUUUCUGAGGAGUCCGGCUCAGGUGAAACUGGAACCGAUGAACAUAAGCAGUGCAUUUAUUCAAUCAACGAAAAAUUGAAGCAUUUUUCUCAUAAGAUUUUGGAAACUAUGGCUAUGGAAAACUUGGAAGCUUUCUUUGCUUCUGCAAUACAUGAAUAUGCUCCUGUUGUCGAUGAGGUUUGGCGGGAUCCUGCGAUUCAGGAGACAUACAAGAGAAGAGAUGAAUUGCAUUUUGUUCCAGAUGUUGCCAAUUAUUUCUUAGAUCGGGCUAUUGAGAUAUCAAGUAACGAUUAUGUGCCUUCUGAGAAAGACAUUCUAUAUUCUGAAGGAGUGACCUUGAACAAUGGCCUUGGCUUUUUUGAAUUCUCAUUGGAUGACCAUAGUCCAAUGUCAGAGACAGACAAUGAAAACUCUGAUUACCCACUUCCACUUACCAAGUACCAAUUAAUUAAAGUAAACGCAAAGGGACUCCGUGAUUGCUGCAAAUGGCUGGACAUGUAUCAAGAUGUUGGGGCUGUUAUCUUUUGUGUUUCUUUGAGUGACUAUGAUCAGGUGUGGGCCGAAGGAGAUGGUCCAGUGCGCAACAAGAUGCUACUGAGCCGAGAACUUUUUGAGAGUGCCCUGACACAACCAUGUUUCAGGGAUACUCCCUUCAUUCUCCUCCUCAAUAAGUAUGAUGCCUUUGAAGAGAAGAUCCGUUGGGUACCCUUAACAGUUUGUGACUGGUUUGGGGAUUUCAGCCCAUUAAAAUGUUAUCACAACAAUGAGUCAUUGGCGAACCAGGCUUAUUACUAUGUUGCAAUGAAGUUUAAGGAACUCUAUGCCUCCUUCAGCAACCGGAAACUAUUUGUGUGGCAGACCAGGGCCCAUGAACAGAGCUCUGUAGAUGAAGCAUUCAAGUACAUUAGGGAGGUUCUUAAGUGGGAGGAAGAAAAGGAUGAACAUAUGUAUGGAAUUGGUGUGGAGGAUUCAUUUUACAGCAGUGAAAUGAGCUCAUGACCAUACAUAAGGCAGGAGUGAAAUUCUUUCACCAGUAGUGAGCCUCUUUAUUGUGCUUACUACUGUUUUUGAGAAAGAGAGAUAUGAGGACAUCAAAUUUUUAUUUUUUUUAUUUUAUGUUUGGAUAAUCUCAUAGCCAUUCUGGGCUUUUCUGUAUGAAUGCAAAUGUAGGUAGGAAGCGGGAACUAUUUGCUUCUGACAGCCAGGAGGCUGGUCAGGACAUGUAGAGUAGCUUUGGGGGCCAGGAGGCUCGGUAUAGUUUAGGUUCAUAGCGGAUGUUUGAUGAUCGCUUAUUCUGUAUAGUGUUGGUUCACCUUGCUGUACCAAAUAAGAUCUUUGUGAAGAUUAUCAUUGCCAUUUUGGUUGUGUGGA
This is a messenger RNA of Macadamia integrifolia, 3113 nucleotides long. Its product is annotated as extra-large guanine nucleotide-binding protein 3-like. NCBI's taxonomy places the organism in Eukaryota, Viridiplantae, Streptophyta, Magnoliopsida, Proteales, Proteaceae. Gene Ontology annotation, molecular function: GTPase activity; guanyl nucleotide binding; G-protein beta/gamma-subunit complex binding. Gene Ontology annotation, biological process: adenylate cyclase-modulating G protein-coupled receptor signaling pathway. Gene Ontology annotation, cellular component: heterotrimeric G-protein complex. The transcript has 8 exons. The record is from RefSeq and is a predicted model, not a curated record. The coding region runs from base 234 to 2741 and encodes 835 amino acids.